Coniosporium apollinis CBS 100218 is the source of this 2538-nucleotide messenger RNA. RefSeq lists its product as uncharacterized. Gene Ontology annotation, cellular component: peroxisomal membrane. The coding region runs from base 1 to 2538 and encodes 845 amino acids. Lineage: Eukaryota; Fungi; Ascomycota; Dothideomycetes. Gene Ontology annotation, biological process: long-chain fatty acid import into peroxisome; fatty acid beta-oxidation; very long-chain fatty acid catabolic process. The transcript has 2 exons. Gene Ontology annotation, molecular function: long-chain fatty acid transmembrane transporter activity; ABC-type transporter activity; ATP binding. The record is from RefSeq and is a predicted model, not a curated record.
AUGGCAGCUCAGUCCACGCUCCGCAGCAGCGAAGACCCGCUCCUUGUUCUCUACAACCACUACCUGACCCUCGUCCGCACGCGCCUCACGAAGAGCUCCCGGACGGCCAAGCUCGUCGCUACCCUCACCCUCCUCAUCUCUAUCGUCGGCACUGGCUAUGGUGGAGGCAGAUGGUGGCAGCGGCGGAAAGCCGAGAAGGAGACGGGCAGGAAACUGCUGCGAAGGAACUCUGGCUUGCGAGGCAAGGAUGGCUCACGCACGAUAUACGUGCCCUAUCGCAAUUCCACCUCCAAGGUGACAAUAUACCCGACGAAGCCUACAACAUUCGAUGCGCACCGGAGACUGUUCCUGCAACCACCGCGCGCCGCUGGCCUGGGCAGUGAUGGCUACACACCGCAAGUGCCGCCGCCGCAGACAAAGCCUGGCCUCAACCUGGCCUUCCUGCACCAGUUCCUCAGCCUCCUGAACAUCAUGAUACCGCGGUGGAACAGCAAAGAGACGGGACUGCUGCUCAGUCACGGCGUGUUCCUGAUGCUGCGAACCUACCUCUCCCUGGUCGUCGCACGGCUAGACGGCGAGAUCGUGCGGGAUCUCGUCGCGGGCAACGGCAAAGCCUUCCUGUGGGGCAUCAUCAAGUGGUGCGGCAUCGGCAGCUUCGCCUCCUACACCAACGCCAUGAUCAAGUUCCUGCAGUCCAAAGUCUCCAUCGCCUUCCGCACCCGCCUGACGCGCUACAUCCACGACCUGUACCUCAACGACCACCUCAACUACUACAAGCUGCAGAACCUGGACGGCGGGGUCGGGCUCGGCGCAGACCAGUUCAUCACGCAGGAUCUUACGCUGUUCUGCGCCUCCGCCGCAUCGCUGUACUCUUCCCUCGGCAAGCCCUUUGUCGACCUCUGCGUCUUCAACUACCAAUUGUUCCGCUCGCUGGGCCCGCUCGCGCUGUCCGGGCUGCUCGCAAACUACUUCCUUACUGCCACCAUCCUCCGCCGUCUAUCACCACCCUUCGGCAAGCUAAAAGCCGUCGAAGGCCGGCGCGAAGGCGAAUUCCGUGCCCUGCACUCCCGCCUUAUCGCCAACGCCGAGGAAGUCGCUUUCUACGGCGGCGACCAGAUGGAGCGCACGUUUCUAGAUAAGGGCUUCAAGGAGCUCAAGCACUGGAUGGAGGGCAUCUACAGCCUCAAGAUCCGAUACAACAUGCUCGAGGACUUCGUGCUCAAGUACUCCUGGUCCGCGUUCGGGUACCUCAUCACCUCUCUCCCCGUCUUCCUGCCCGCGUGGGGCGGGCUCGGCGGCGCGGCCGAGGCGCUGGCUGAGAAGAACGGCAAAGAGCGCAGCCGCAUGAAAGACUUCAUCACGAACAAGCGGCUUAUGCUCUCUCUCGCGGACGCGGGUGGAAGGAUGAUGUACAGCAUCAAAGACCUCUCCGAGUUGGCCGGCUACACGAGUCGAGUCUACACGCUCAUCAGCACGCUGCACCGCGUCCACGCCGCCGCGUACUUCCCGCCGCCAGGCACGAGACACGCGGAGUUGUAUUCCCUAGCGGACGUCCAGGGGACGCUCCAUGCGGGCUUCGACGGCGUGAGACUCGAGCACGUCCCCAUCGUCGCGCCGGGGCUGUGGCCCGCAGGCGGGGACGAGCUGGCUGAGAGCCUCAGCUUCGUCGUGCACGCCGGGGACCAUCUCCUCGUGACGGGCCCGAACGGCGUGGGCAAGAGCGCCGUCGCGCGCAUCGUCGCAGGGCUGUGGCCGACGUAUAGAGGGCUGGUGAGCCGGCCCCGCAGGGUCGGAGAAGACGGCAUCAUGUUCCUCCCGCAGCGGCCGUACCUGAGCACGGGGACGCUGAGGGACCAGGUCAUCUACCCGCAUACGGCGGUCGAUAUGAAGGAUGCGGGGAGGCGCGACAGUGAGCUGCAGCAGGUUUUGGAGGACGCGAGACUGGGGUAUUUGCCUGAGCGUGAGGGAGGUUGGGAUACGAGAAAGGACUGGAAGGAUGUGUUGAGCGGCGGCGAGAAGCAGAGGAUGGGCAUCGCGAGAUUGCUGUAUCAUGAGCCGAGGUAUGCGUUUGUGGAUGAGGGGACUAGUGCUGUGAGUAGUGAUGUUGAGGGGCUGUUGUAUGAGCGGGCGAAGGCGAGGGGGAUUACACUCAUAACCAUCUCUACUCGCGCCUCUCUAAAGCGCUACCACACCUUCACGCUAACUCUCGGCCUUGGCGACAACGGCGACGAGUGGGAGUUCCAGCGCAUCGGCACCGCCUCGGAGAAGAGCUCGGUCGAGAAGGAGCUGCAUGAGCUCAGGGAACGGCUCCAGAGCGUCGAGGAGUGGAAACGCAGACGGCAGGAGAUUGAGGACGAGCUUAGUAAGGUGUGGGUGGAGGGCGGGGAUGAGCUGGCGCCGCCGGCUUACGAGGAGGAAGAGCGGGGCGAGGAUUUCGAAGGGGCGGAGGAACGAGCAGAGAAAGAGGCGGAAGAGAGGAUGGGCGGGGCGGAAGAGGGAGAUGCGACAGAGGAGGGUACGAACCAAGCGGAAGCAUGA